Molecule: messenger RNA, 1509 nt
Organism: Paramecium pentaurelia
Lineage: Eukaryota; Ciliophora; Oligohymenophorea; Peniculida; Parameciidae
Source: the annotation of a GenBank genome assembly
CGUUAAUCGGUGCGAUUCUUACUUUGGGUGAUUCGUAAAAAUGUACCUGGAAGAAUUGCAUUGUUGAAGUCGUAAUGUCCCUCACCUAAAUGAGAUCCAAAUAACGGUCGUAACUUGAAGUUUUACAAGUAAGUGCACUGAUGCAACGAUUUCAAUACUGUAGAGACAUGAUAACAAAAGAAGGAUUCGAGAAAUACAAUAAAUUUUGUGAAUUCUUAUACACAAUAUACUGUAGAACAGGAGAGAGAGUAAUACGGAAAGGAUAAUAAGGAGUGCGGUUUUACAUGAUCUUAUAAGGAUAAGUUUCAUUGGUUAGCUACAAACCUAAGAAUCGUAAAGCUUAAAUGAUGAUGGAUUAAGAGAAAGUAAGGUAGUCAUAUUAAUUAAAAGGAAACUGUCCCUAAUUAUGAAGAUGAUACUUUAUUUAGUGCUUUCAGUUUUAAAGAAUUAAAUCCAGGAGAUCAUUUUGGUGAUAUGUCAUUGUUAGAUAAUGGAUAAGUGUCAUGCACUAUUAUUUGUAAGACAUUUUGUUAGUUUGUUUGUAUGGAUAAAUAAUAAUUUGUAAAAUUUAUUGGGAAAUCGGUACCAGUGUUAUAGAAACUUAAAAUAUUAGAAGAAUAAACAAUCUUUAAUUGUUGGACAGAUGGAGAAUUAAGAGCCUUAAGUUAUGAAUUCAAGAACAGAACAUAUCAUUAGGAAGAGUUCUUAUACUAAGAAGGUUAAAGGAAUGUAUAAGUAUUUUUGAUAAUGGAUGGAUAAAUUGAGAUGACUUCAACUCGUGAUAAUUAAACAUAUCAUCUUAGUUCUUUGGAUGUAGGUGCACUCUUUGGAGAUGAUGCUGACUAUCAUACUUGUAAUGCUAAAUGUGUAUCAGCCAGAGCAGAAAUACUUGUAAUUGGAAGAUAAGUUUUAAGUCGUAUGUUGGAUUGGCAUCCUGAAUCAAAAUAAUUAUAUAGAUAAUAAUUAUGUAUUUUAAUCUAAUUUAUAUUUAUAGAAUAAAAAGCUAAUUGGAGAUUAGAGAGAUUAAAUAAUCUUAUUGAAAGUCAUCAGGAGAAAACUAAAGUUAAGAGAACUCAAUCAAUCAAAAUGUAAUUAUUGGAUUUAUUGAUUAAACCAAAGUAUUAAAAGAUUCGUCUCUCUCCUUGUGUAAAGAGAGUCACUAAUAUUCAAGACACUAUGGAUUUUGAAGAAAAGAAACUUAAACAUAAAGAAAUAUUGGAAAAAUAGAAUUUAGUCAUUUCUUAAAGAAAAAUAGAAUUCUUUAAAUUAGGUCUUACAUUUACAGAAAAAAGAAGGAAGAAAUAAAAAUAAUAAUAAGCUGAAUUGAAAUUAAAGAAAUAAUGUGAAAGUGUUAUUAUUUCUGAACCUCCUCUUGAGAAACUUAAUCGAGCAUCUAGCACUAUCAUGACAAAAACAUCAUAAACCACUUUUAAAUUAUCUCCUGCCAAAAAACUUAGAAAAGUGUUCUCAAUAGAAGGAACAACCAUUAAUAUUCAUAAUAGAUAAUGA